AUGGAGUUGGCGAACGGCGGCGUGGGUGAUCGGGGAUGGAGAAGACUCCUACGAUUGAGGAUUUUAGCAACUGGAAGAGAUUACACUAGAGCCCAACUGAAAAAUAAGUGGGAUGGAUUGAAAAAUGAAUGGAAGCUUUGGAAGCAACUCAAGGGAAAAGAAACUGGUUUAGGAUGGAGUAUGCAAAAGAAUGCAAUUGAUGAAACUGAAGAUUGGUGGGAUAGUAAAUUACAGACUCAUCCUGAUGCUGCAAAGUUUCGCAUUCGGGGAAUUGAACCAAAAGUAGAGGAAAAAUUAGAUAGGAUUUUUAUGAACAUUGUUGCUACAAGAGAGCAUGCUUGGACAACUUCAUCUGGAAUAAUUCCAUCUGAGUCUGAAAAACCUUUUAAUGAUACUGAAACCUUACAUGAACAACUUUAG
Molecule: messenger RNA, 420 nt
Organism: Cannabis sativa
Lineage: Eukaryota; Viridiplantae; Streptophyta; Magnoliopsida; Rosales; Cannabaceae
Product: L10-interacting MYB domain-containing protein-like
Exons: 3
Coding region: 1-420 (139 amino acids)
Source: RefSeq, a predicted model, not a curated record